AUUAUAUUUUAAAUAAACCAUCCCUUUGUAAACAUUGGGUUGAAAGUGGUUGAAAUGUUUGGUAAUACUUUUCCGGAGAGAUAAAUAAAUUAGAAAGAAUUUUUUUCAAUAUGUUUUUUAUUGGCAUUUUCAUUCACAUUGUAUUUUUGUUCUCAAUAUUUGACAUAUAUUUUAAGUCACCCAUUGUAAAAAAUGUUCCUCCUUAUCAAUCGAGACACGAGCCACUUACUGAUAGGCUUGUUCUUUUUGUAGUAGAUGGUCUUAGAGCUGAAUCAUUUUUAAAUUAUACUACUAUGCCAUACUUAAGAUCAAUAGGUAACUCAUAUGGACGUUGGGGUAUUUCUAACACACGGGUACCCACAGAAACUCGUCCAGGACAUGUUGCGAUUAUCGCUGGUUUCUAUGAAGACCCAUCAGCUGUCGCCAAAGGAUGGAAAGAGAACCCUGUAGAUUUUGACUCUUUAUUUAAUCAAAGUUCCUAUACAUGGUGCUGGGGUGCAUAUGAUAUAGUGGAUAUAUUUACCAAAGACAAGAAAUUAGAAGACCAUAUUUUUGUAAAGAAAUUUGACCCUUAUGAUCAAUCGUUUAGCUCAGAUAAAAAUACUACAUUACUAGAUAAAUGGGUAUUUGAUGAUGUGAAGGAAUUCUUACAAAAAGCAAAACAUGACAAUAACUUAAUGAAAAAAUUACAGAGUAAUAAAAUAAUAUUCUUUUUGCAUUUGUUAGGGACUGAUACAUCUGGUCAUACUCACAAACCUAAAACACCGAAUUUUUUAACUACACUAAAAAAUGUUGAUGAUGGUAUUAAAGAAAUGGAGUACCUUUUAAGGAGUUUCUAUAAUGAUGAUGGAAAAACAACAUUCCUCAUGACAGCAGAUCAUGGAAUGACUGAUUGGGGUUCACAUGGCACUGGAUAUGAGCAUGAAACAAGAACUCCAUAUGUUCUUUGGGGAGCUGGUGUGCAACAAAUUCAAGAUGAAGAAAAACAUAUUGAUUCUGAAACAAAUUACAUGUUUCAGGAACAUAGAUUUGAUUUAAACCAAGCAGACCUAACACCUCUGAUGGCAUCGUUCCUCUCCAUUCCUGUACCUGUAAAUUCUGUGGGACAAUUGAAAUUAAAUCUACUUGAUUCUUCAUUGGCAAAUAAAGCUAAAGCAUUAUACAGUAAUAGUAGACAACUGCUUGCACAAUACAAUACAAAGAGACUUGAUGUUGAGGCCAAUGCCAUAUCUAUUUUAUAUAAACCAUAUGAACCCUUAGAUGGUAAGAAGGUGAAAGAAUUAAUAAGGUUUACAGAAAUGUUGUUAGAGCAUGCUGAUUACGAGAAAUUGAUUAUGUUUAGUGAAGAGAUUAUGGAUUUGAGUCUGGCUGGUCUUGUUUAUUAUCAUAAUUACUACCAGAAGCCACUUCUAACAACAAUUACCAUCUCCUUUUUGGGAUGGAUAGCUUAUUUACUACGCACACUUAUGGAACAAUCCAUGGUAUCACAAAUUGAUGUGUCCAACAAAAAAUAUCAAACCAAAAGUAAUUUAUACAAAAAGGCUGAUAAAAUUAUUUUGUUCACUUCAUCAUUAUUGGGUAUACUCUAUAGUUAUCUAAUUUAUGCACAAAAUUUGCCACCUCAGUAUUAUAUUUACUUCUUGCUGCCAAUAGCGCUCUGGUUAUAUGCUUUAUCACCAGUAAAGCUUUGGAUACUGACUUUGAAGAUGUUAUACCAUAGACGGGGCUACUCCUUAUUGGCCAUUGAAGUUUUGUGUUACACAUUCGGUUCAAUGGCUAUUGGAUAUUCAUUUACAUAUAGGUGGAUGCUCAGUAUACCAUUGCUUGGCAUGAGUUUGUGGCCUAUGUUUUCAUCAGCAAAACGAAAUGUUAACACUUUACUGUUUCUCUCAUGGCCAGUGGGUUGCUUGAUAUUAAGUAUUUUUUCAAUUUCCCCUGUUAUUGGGAAGGAUGUUUUUAUUGAAUUGGUAUAUCUUGGCGGCUUUAUAUGGCUCCUUGUUAUGAUAUAUUGUGUAUGGUUUAUAUUGAGCCCUAACUGUGAAGAUAAAAAUAACUUGAGAGAUGUGAUUCUUUGCGUGGUGCAAAUGGUAAUUCUUACUAUUACAUUACAAAUAAUAUUUGUGCAGUCGAAGAAAUUUGAUGGUGGUGCUCCAAUUUCACAAGCAUUGCAAACUGUUUGCUGGUUAAUUACUGCUCUUUUACCAGUGUUGCCACUUUUGUAUAGCAAGAGACUGAAUAACCGUAUUCUCGGAAUUAACUCUUCAACAAUAAUUUUUUAUUUAUUAUUAUCUGUCGCACAUGAGGGUCUUUUUAUUGUUGCGUUGAUAUUUAAUAUCACAUGUUGGAUGUACAUCGAAUUUAAACUUCUUGACAUCGGCAGCAAAGAGGUCACUGAUUACUAUUUUAAUUCGGAAGAUCAGAUGAUGGACAAGCAUAUUACAUCUUUCGAAAGGAGUAUAAGCAGCCAUGACUUUAGAAGAGCUUUCUUUUUUAUUUUAUACAUCGUACUAUCAUACUUUGGGACUGGCAAUAUCGACUCAUUAAAUUCUUAUGAAGUGCGAUGGGUCCUGUGCUUUACGACCUCAUAUAAGCCAUUUCUUAUUAUGGCUUUGAUAAUCAUGAAAACUCUGUCAACACAACUGAGUGUUGCCUGUUGUUUCCGAGCCAUCCAAAACUUAACAAAGGCUCCAAUGGGAUAUGUUCACGUCAUAGUUCUCAUAUAUUCAAAUAUAAUGGGUUUGCAAUUGUUAUACCAUGUUACAAAUACUGGCAGUUGGCUGGAGAUAGGAACAUCAAUAUCACAAUAUGUUAUCGUACAAAUUCUUACAUUAAUAAUUGUUCUUAUUAAUCAAUUAGCUAAAAUAUUAACUGAUGUUGAUGCGGCUGUACUGUUUAUUAAAUUAUUUAAGAAUAGAAAGAAAUACGUAUAGAAUAUUACAUAAUAACACAAAAAAUCAAA
Colias croceus (clouded yellow) is the source of this 2959-nucleotide messenger RNA. It is a transcript of the gene PIG-N, whose product is annotated as GPI ethanolamine phosphate transferase 1-like. The record is from RefSeq and is a predicted model, not a curated record. Lineage: Eukaryota; Metazoa; Arthropoda; Insecta; Lepidoptera; Pieridae. The transcript is spliced from 12 exons. The coding region runs from base 111 to 2930 and encodes 939 amino acids. Gene Ontology annotation, biological process: GPI anchor biosynthetic process. Gene Ontology annotation, molecular function: mannose-ethanolamine phosphotransferase activity. Gene Ontology annotation, cellular component: endoplasmic reticulum membrane.